Messenger RNA from Etheostoma spectabile (orangethroat darter), 1450 nucleotides. It is a transcript of the gene erich1, whose product is annotated as glutamate rich 1. The transcript has 6 exons. NCBI's taxonomy places the organism in Eukaryota, Metazoa, Chordata, Actinopteri, Perciformes, Percidae. The record is from RefSeq and is a predicted model, not a curated record. The coding region runs from base 314 to 1291 and encodes 325 amino acids.
UGCCUUGUGCGGAGAGCAGCUAAAGGAGUCCGAGCAUUAUUGCACUUUGAUGAGCGUAGCUGGCUUGCUUUUUAGUAUUGUUUAAGUAUAGUUAAUUAGCUCUAGAUAUUCCUUAAGCUAUUUUAAAACGGAACGUUACAUAGCGCAUUCAUUACACUGACGUGUUAAACCGCUGUAAUGAAGCGAGCUAAUUUCAAAAGCUAGCAGGCUGGUUAGCUAACUCCGCUAGUUUGCGAGCAUAUCAACUAGCUAUAGCCACAUGUUGCACUAAAGUAUCCGUCCUCGUCGCCUCUACGAAGAUUUAAAUGUCAAUAUGGCACGUAGGAAAGAAGUAUUUCAAUCAAAAGUGCUCCAGAGGCUUUACCCUGCAGCUCCCAAACGGGAGAAGGAACCCUGCCCACCAUGCAUUGUAGAUGUCUUAUCCAGAAAAAACAAUGUGAAAAGAAAAGCCUCUCAACAGGACACUGUCAUUGGAGAUGCAGGGACGACACAGAGUACAGCCAAUCAGGUCAGGCGGGUGUACACAGUUCUGCCUCCUCCUGCAGAUUACAAGACAGAUUCAGAGAAAUCUGUCACACUCCCGCAGAUAGAAAGCAUAAAUAGCGCUGAGGACCCAGCUGAGGAAAGCGUCCAUGAUAGCAACGAGGAACUAGACCAAGAUAAAGAGGAAGUAGAACAUAAAAGAAAAAGGAGGAGAAGGAAAAGGAAACUAACCUUCCAUCAAGACUCUGGGAAAGAUGGAGCAGCUCCACUGAACAACACUGUAGAUGAGGGAGGAGAGCGCAUUAACAAGAACAAGAAGAGGAAGUUGAAGAAGAAACGGCACAAAGAGAAGCUGCUCUCUAUGGGUCUGAUUCCCCAGGCCGCUGCCCUGGAGUUCACAUACCGAAAGGAUGAGGGGGGGAAGGAGGAGGAGGAAGAGGAGGAGGAUAAUAAGAAGAGAGUUGCUGAGGUGUCAGACUUCCUCAGGACUACAAUGGAAAUCUAUAUGUCAGAUUCCUCGUUGCGUGUAGACAAGCUUCCCCUGUCCGGGACAGUGAAUGACCUUCUGAGCAGCAUAACCCCCGGAAGGCAUUCCACCUCUGUCCUGAAGCAGCUGUACAGUCUCAAGGCCUUUGUUCAGCAACAGGAGACAGACAAACUGGAAAAGGCACUGGAGGAGCUCCACAACACUUCUCCUAUGUCUGCAGAGGAAACCACUGCGGUCGUUUCACUGUUCCAAUACUGGAUCACAGACAUUCUUCCCAUGCAAGGAGACAAGAAGACAGAGCUUUCUACAACGCACCCAUGAGACAGUGAGUCACACUGAAGCAGAGACUCUACUGAAGGAUCAUUUCUGCUGUACUCCAUCACUUUAGAAUGUUCUAUUUAUAUACCACAUUUCAUGAUGUUAGACUUUAUAUGAUGCUGCAUAAAAUAUUUGUAUUAUUAAAUAUGUUUUUCUAUUUGA